AUGGAUCCUGAGGUGGAGCUGCAGGAGCAGGAAUCGAAUUUUGCUCCUGCGAUGAUUCCGAUACAUGGGAACUACUCCCUGAAUGAACUCGCUUCCGAGAUGCCGAGAUUUGAGCCUUUGGAUUAUGCCAUUCUAAAUCCCUCUGGAGAAAAUUAUCUAGAAUGGGUAAUGAACACUUCAGUUGUCCUGAAAUCAAGAGGACUCGGAAGGAAUAUCAUUCAGUAUGAUUAUGCAACUAGAAGUGAAAAGUUAAGAGCCAUAACAAUUAUGCGCCAUCAUCUCACUGAGGAUCUAAGAAAUCAAUAUCUAAAUAUUGAGAAUCCUCGUGACCUUUGGAAAAAAUUAAAAUCCAGAUACACAAUGGUGUUAUUACCAAAGGUCAGGCAUGAAUGGAUGAGUCUCAGAUUCCAGGACUUUGAGUCUGUGGAUGAAUAUCAUUUUGCUUUGUCCAAAAUCGUUUACAAACUGAGACUAUGUGGUGAAUUGGUAACAGAGGAGGAUUUACUGGAAAAGACCUUCCUCACAGCUGAUCCAAGAGAUCUAUUGUUACAACAUAUCUAUAGAGAAAGAGGUUUCACCACCUAUAAUGACAUGAUCUCUUGCCUAACGGUAAUUGAGAAUGAUAAGUUGCUAAAGAGAAGCAGUGAGAUGAGAUAUCCUGAAGCAAAUAAGACUGAUAUGGAUCAGGAUGAAUCCAAGGCAGUCGUGUCCAAUGUAACUGAUGGUGUGGCCGGCAUGUCUAUUGACUAA
Molecule: messenger RNA, 750 nt
Organism: Brassica napus (rape)
Lineage: Eukaryota; Viridiplantae; Streptophyta; Magnoliopsida; Brassicales; Brassicaceae
Exons: 2
Coding region: 1-750 (249 amino acids)
Source: RefSeq, a predicted model, not a curated record